Molecule: messenger RNA, 583 nt
Organism: Nicrophorus vespilloides
Lineage: Eukaryota; Metazoa; Arthropoda; Insecta; Coleoptera; Silphidae
Product: mimitin, mitochondrial
Exons: 1
Coding region: 95-523 (142 amino acids)
Biological process (GO): mitochondrial respiratory chain complex I assembly
Cellular component (GO): membrane
Source: RefSeq, a predicted model, not a curated record
CAGUUUCAAAUUAUAUAAUACAGCUGUAUCACUGCUGUCAACUGUCAACAGUUGUUUGAAUCAGUUUGAAUUGAUCUGUUUUGUGGUUAACGGUAUGUCGCAACCUCCGGCGCGUAGUAUUUGGGCGAUGAUAAUUCGCAACUUUAUCAACUCUCUGAAACCAAGACAGUUUAGUGGAACUCAUAUGGGGUCCGACCAUUUCGGGAAUAAGUAUUACGAGAUACCAGCCAAUCCCUCGAUCGGAAAACGGCGCGCGAAUAGAUGGUUUGAGCCCAAAGACAAGGAGGACUUUCAGCAGGAGAUGCCAGCCGAAUGGGAAGCCUGGUUGAGAGGUCGUAGAGUGGAAGUGCCCUCAGACGAGGAGGUUCUCAGAAAUCUAGCAAUUAUGCAGCUUAAGAAAAAGAACGCUAUUGCAAUCGAGGCUAAGGCUGGAAAGAAGACGCCCAUGGAGAAGGGCAUGGAAUCGUUUCCCAAACGUAAUGAAUAUGAGAUGAUACCCGGCAAACGGCAGAAUGAAACAUAAUCGACUGUAGACAAAUUGUAAAAUUAUUAUAAAUAAAAGCAUAUUUUAGGUUAUAAUUUA